GCACUUCCUCUUUAAAACAGGUACUGGCACCACCCCCCUCUUCUCCACAGCCACUCCGGGCUACACCAUGGCUACCGGCUCGGUGUACUCKCCCCCCACCAGACCGCUGCCCAGGAACACGCUCUCCCGUUCUGCUUUUAAGUUCAAGAAGUCCUCCAAGUAUUGCUCAUGGCGCGAUGCACCUGUUUGGUUUGAACUGGCAGCUUCAGGACACUGAGGGAUAUGGAGCGUUUGAAAAUGGAGGAAGAGAAACAACUCCCAACAACUUCGUAGUCUCUACAGACAACGGUAAGAUCUURCUUCUGGAGAACAGCACCAUCGACACAGGAGAGGUGGACGUGGGGAGACGAGUCGUUCAAGACGUCCCACCAGGUGUAUUUUGGAGGUCCCACAUGUAUAUUGAUCAACCACAGUUCUUAAAAUUCAACAUAUCUGUCCAGAAAGAUGCUUUGGUUGGUGUUUAUGGACGCAAAGGUUUACCACCCUCACACACACAGUACGACUUUGUGGAGCUGCUGGAUGGUAGUCGUCUUAUUUCCAAAGACAAGAGAGCGCUCCGUGACACAGACUCGGUGUACGCACACCUGGAUGGUUUCCAUGCUGAGGAGUCUGAUGGUGGGUCUCGACACGCACGCUCAGUCACCGUGCUGGAAGCUGGGUUCAUCCAGUACCUGGACACGGGGAUUUGGCACGUGGCCGUUUACAACGAUGGACGMAACACAGAACAAGUUUUCUACAACACCAUCACUAUAGAAUCCAUUAUGGAGUGUCCUCAGAACUGCCAUGGGAAUGGUGACUGUCUCUCAGGAAUAUGRCACUGUUUCCCAGGCUUCUUACGGCCUGACUGCUCUCGAGCUGCCUGUCCAGUGCUCUGCAGUGGUAACGGUCAGUACUCGCGAGGCCGCUGCCAGUGCUACAGUGGGUGGAAAGGCACGGAGUGUGACGUGCCGUCCAACCAGUGCAUCGACAUCAACUGUGGAGGACACGGCAUCUGCAUGAAGGGCUCCUGUAUCUGCAACACUGGGUAUAAAGGAGACAACUGUGAGGAAGUGGACUGCAUCGACCCCAGCUGUUCAGCCCACGGGGUGUGUAUCCACGGGGAGUGUCACUGCCAGCCAGGAUGGGGGGGAGCGAGCUGUGAAAUAGCCAAGGCCAUGUGUCCGGACCAGUGUUCAGGCCACGGCACCUAUAACGCAGAGACCAGCACCUGUGCCUGCAACCAGAACUGGACUGGACCAGACUGCUCUUUAGAGGUGUGUGAAGUGGACUGUGGCCACCAUGGGAUGUGUUACGGUGGUGUGUGUCGCUGUGAGGAGGGGUGGACAGGAAGUGUGUGUGAGCAGAAGGCCUGCCACCCUCUCUGCAACAAGAACGGAGUCUGCAAGGACGGCAAGUGUGAGUGUGACCAAGGAUGGACAGGGGAGCACUGUAAUAUAGCUCACAAUCCGGACAUUAGAGUCAAAGGAUACAAAGAGGGCUGCCCAGGGCUCUGCAACAAUAACGGGCGGUGCACCCUGGAGGCCAGCGGGUGGCACUGCAUCUGCCAGCCAGGCUGGAGAGGAGCUGGCUGUCAUGUGGCCAUGGAGACACUGUGUACUGAUGGCAAAGACAAUGAAGGAGACAGUUUGGCUGACUGCAUGGACCCAGACUGCUGUCUGCAGCCCUCCUGUCAGAACCAGAUGUAUUGCAAAGGCUCACCAGACCCAGCGGAGGUGCUCAGCCAGUCUCUGUCCUCUUUGGUUCCUCAACAGGUUGCCAGAUAUUUCCAUCAGCGCAUUCACUUUUUGGUUGGACCUGAAUCCACCCAUGUCAUCACUGGAGAGAGUCCGUUUAAUAAAAGCUUGGUGUCAGUGAUCCGAGGCCAGGUGCUGACUUCUGAUGGGACCCCCCUGAUUGGAGUUAACGUGACAUUUCUUCACUAUCCUGAUCACGGCUACACCAUAACACGCAGUGAUGGCAUGUUUGAUCUCCUGGCCAGUGGAGGAGCCUCGUUAACGUUAGGUUUCGAGCGUGCUCCUUUUCUCACUCAGUACAGAACCGUGUGGGUUCCGUGGAACGUCUUCUAUGUGAUGGACACGCUGGUCAUGAAGAAGGAGGAGAAUGAUAUUCCAAGCUGUGACCUCAGUGGAUUUGUCAGACCCAGUCCAGUCAUCGUUGCUUCUCCUCUGUCUACAUUUUACAGAGGAUCUCAUGACAAUGGGCCCAUUAUUCCUGAAACUCAGUGGGCUUUGAAUAUGAGUCCUGCCUGGACCUCAUCCUGUGGGAGAAGAGGACAGCCGUAUUACAAGGCUAUGAGAUGGAUGCUUCCAACAUGGGAGGAUGGACGCUGGAUAAACAUCACGUUCUGGAUGUCCAGAACGGUAUUCUGUAUAAGGGAAAUGGUGAAAACAUCUUCAUCUCCCAGCAGCCUCCUGUCAUCAGCAGCAUCAUGGGAAAUGGUCGUCGUCGGAGCAUCUCCUGCCCCAGCUGUAACGGACAAGCUGAAGGAAACAAGCUGCUGGCSCCACUGGCUCUUGCCUGUGGAGCAGAUGGCAGCAUUUUUGUUGGAGACUUCAACUACAUCAGGAGGAUCUUCCCCUCGGGGAACGUUACGAGUGUCAUGGAGCUGAGAAACAAAGAUUUCAGGCAUAGUAUGGUUUUUCCUCCCACAGGGAUUGCAGUUGAUAAAAAUGGGCUGAUCUUCUUUGUGGAUGGAACAAUGAUCAGGAAAGUAGAUCGCAAUGGAAUCAUCUCCACAAUGCUGGGCAGCAACGAUCUGACCUCUGCACGACCUUUGACCUGCGAUACCAGCAUGCACAUCAGACAGGUUCGAUUGGAGUGGCCCACAGAUCUAGCCAUCAAUCCCAUGGAUAACUCCAUUUAUGUCCUGGACAACAACGUGGUGCUACAGAUUACUGAAAAUGGACAGGUUCGUAUUGUGGCAGGGCGGCCCAUGCACUGCCAGGUACCUGGCAUCGAGUACACCCUGAGUAGGAGAGCAGUGCAAACCAUGCUGGAGGGUGCCUCAGCCAUCGCCUUGUCCUUCAGUGGUGUCCUGUACAUCGCAGAGACAGACGAGAAGAAAAUUCAUCGCAUCCGACAAGUAUCAACUGAUGGAGAAAUUACCCAUCUAGCUGGUGCAACAUCUGACUGUGACUGCAAGAACGAUGCUAACUGUGACUGCUAUCAAACGGGUGAUGGCUAUGCUAAAGAUGCCAGGCUYAACUGUCCUUCGUCUUUGGUGGUGUCUCCUGAUGGGACACUGUACGUGGCUGAUCUGGGAAACAUUCGGAUCCGAGCUGUUCGACGCAACCUACCACACACUGCAAUGAGGAGGAUGUAACGGCUGUGACAGACAGCAGCGGGAACACGCUGCGCAUUCGUAGAGACACCAACAGGAUGCCUGUCCGUGUGGUCGCUCCUGAUAAUCAGGUCAUUUGGCUGACCAUAGGGACUAACGGAGGUCUAAAGUCUCUGACAGCUCAGGGCCAGGAGCUGGUUUUAUUUACCUACCAUGGAAACAGUGGAUUACUGGCAACAAAAAGCCUGCAGAUUGGCUGGACUACGUUUUAUGACUACGACAGUGAGGGCCGUCUGACAAACGUGACCUUCCCCACUGGAGUGGUCACCAACCUGCAUGGAGACAUGUCAUCUGGAGCUGUUACAGUCGACAUAGAGACAUCAGGGAGGGAUGAGGAUGUUUCCAUCACUACAAACCUGUCAUCUAUAGAGUCCUUCUACACUUUGGUGCAGGAUCAGCUUCGAAACAGCUACCAAGUGGGCAAUGACCAUUCAAUGAGGGUGGUCUAUGCCAGUGGGAUGGACACACACUACCAGACAGAACCACACAUACUUGCAGCACGGGUCAGGUGACAGGCCUCCAGAGGGGUCCGACAACAGAGAGGUGGGAGUACGACAGCCAGGGAAGAAUCAUCUCCAGAGUCUUUGCUGAUGGAAAGAUAUGGAGCUACACUUAUCUGGACAAGCUCCUCAGAGUCGCCCACCUCGGUACCGGCCGACGAAUACUGUACAAAUACCGCAAACAGAACAAGCUGGCAGAGAUCCUUUAUGACUCGACACGGGUCAGUUUUACCUACGAUAAGACUGCUGGCGUACUGAAGACAGUUAAUUUGCAAAGUGAAGGCUUCAUCUGCUCCAUUCGAUACCGUCAAAUCGGCCCGCUGGUUGAUCAGCAGAUUUUCCGCUUUAGCGAAGACGGGAUGGUGAAUGCACGUUUUGACUACACGUACGACAACAGCUUCAGGGUGACCAGCAUGCAGGCUGUGAUCAACGAGACGCCGCUGCCUAUCGAUCUCUAUCAGUUUGAUGAUAUCUCUGGGAAAGUGGAACAGUUUGGAAAGUUCGGAGUUAUCUAUUAUGACAUCAAUCAAAUCAUAUCCACAGCUGUGAUGACCUACACCAAACACUUUGACCAACAUGGACGCAUCAAGGAGAUCCAAUAUGAGAUCUUCAGGUCCCUGAUGUACUGGAUCACUAUCCAGUACGACAACAUGGGUCGGGUCACCAGGCGUGAGAUUAAGAUCGGACCAUUUGCCAACACGACCAGAUAUGUUUAUGAGUAUGAUGUUGACGGACAGCUGCAGACGGUCUCCCUCAAUGAGAAGCUCAUGUGGAGGUAUAAUUAUGACCUGAAUGGAAACCUGCACUUGCUGAACCCAGGAAACAGUGGUCGGUUGACCCCGCUACGCUAUGAUCUGAGGGACAGAAUCACUCGUCUGGGGGAUGUUCAGUACAGGCUGGAUGACGAUGGGGUUUUGAGACAGAGAGGAGCUGAGAUUUUUGAAUAUAAUUCCAAAGGUCUGUUGAUCCGUGUUUACAGCAAAGCAGCCAGUUGGACCAUCCAGUACCGUUAUGAUGGCUUAGGUCGGCGGGUGGCAUCGAAAAACAGUUUGGGCCAACACUUGCAGUUCUUUUAUGCAGAUUUAAACUACCCAACAAGGAUCACUCAUGUCUACAACCACUCCAGCUCUGAGAUCACAUCCUUCUACUACGACUUGCAGGGUCAUGUCUUUGCCAUGGAAAUCAGCAGUGGAGAUGAGUUUUACAUUGCAUGUGACAACACUGGGACUCCACUAGCUGUUUUCAGCAACAAUGGACUUCUGCUAAAACAAGUGCAAUAUACAGCGUAUGGUGAAGUGUACUUUGACUCAAACCCAGACUUUGUGCUGGUGAUUGGUUUCCAUGGGGGGCUGUAUGACCCACUGACACGACUGCUACAUUUUGGGAARAGAGAUUACGACAUUCCUGCAGGAAGAUGGACGACUCCUGACAUCAGCACUUGGGCACGAGUUGGAAAAGAUCCCCAGCCCUUUAACUUGUACAUGUUUCGAGGGAACAACCCCAUCAGCAAGAUUCAUCAGGUCAAAGAGUAUGUUACAGAUGUCAACAUCUGGUUGGUUACAUUUGGCUUUCAUCUCCACAAUGCCAUCCCAGGAUUCCCUAUUCCCCAGUUUGACCUGACAGAACCAUCACUGGAGAUGACAAAGAGCCAGCUGUGGGAUGACCUGCCUUCUAUUUCAGGUGUCCAGCAGGAGGUGAGCCGACAGUCUGCGUCCUUCCUGUCCUUUGAGCGUAUGCCUGAAAUCCAACUGACCCGACGACACUCAGACCACACCAGACCCUGGUUGUGGUUUGCCACCGUCAGGUCWCUGAUGGGGAAAGGAGUGAUGUUUGCCGUGGUCCAGGGACGUGUGGUCACCAAUGCUUUAAACAUCGCCAGUGAGGACUGCAUCAAAGUGGCUGGAGUCCUCAAUAAUGCCUUUUACCUUGAGGAUCUACAUUUUACCGUGGAGGGACGAGACACACACUACUUCAUCAAGACCAGUCUGCCUGAGAACGACCUGAGUGCACUUCGACUCACUUCYGGCAGGAAGUCCCUGGAAAACGGGGUGAAUGUCACCGUGUCCCAGUCUACGACCGUGAUGGGUGGAAGAACGCGUCGCUUUGCUGAUGUAGAGCUACAGUACGGUGCUCUGGUCCUCCAUGUGCGCUAUGGGACCACACUGGACGAGGAGAAGGCUCGAGUUCUGGAACAGGCCAGGCAGAGGGCUCUGCUGAGCGCCUGGGCUCGUGAACAGCAACGAGUYCGAGACGGAGAGGAAGGAGUCCGUCUGUGGACAGAGGGAGAGAAGAGGCAGCUGCUGAGCAGCGGCAAAGUGUUGGGAUAUGAUGGAUACUACAUCGAGCAGUACCCUGAACUAGCUGACAGUGCUAACAACAUCCAGUUCUUACGACAGAGCGAGAUAGGGAAGAGGUAACACGGCCUGAAGAAACUGUCCACCCUGGACUGUCAAAGACUAACAAAGAUGUCACUGAUUCAACUGAUUCAAACUGCAAAACUACCCACUGGCUCUGCUUUGGUUUCUUUUUGGUUUGUUUAGGAUUUUAAACCUAGUGAAGACCACAGUUGAUCUGAAACAUAAAAACUACAGAUGWGACUUAAUGAGGCUGGAACAGAGGCUGUUUUGACCAAUGCCUUCUCUCUCGUUCUGUCUCUAAUUGUUGUGAUUUGCCUUCAGGCUGCACGCAGGUCCUUCCACUUCAGAGUGUUAGGCUGGGCCAACCUGACUGCCUUUUCUAUCUGCUUCUCAAAGACUUGGAUAUAAAAAGGACAUCAAUAGUUCAGAUGGCCUACUGUUUGAGCAGCCAUCACAAGCAUUUAAACAGCUGCAAACUUAUGGGCUGCCGUUUGUAAAGUUACAC
Molecule: messenger RNA, 6702 nt
Organism: Austrofundulus limnaeus
Lineage: Eukaryota; Metazoa; Chordata; Actinopteri; Cyprinodontiformes; Rivulidae
Gene: tenm3
Product: teneurin transmembrane protein 3
Biological process (GO): signal transduction; heterophilic cell-cell adhesion; neuron development
Cellular component (GO): neuron projection; membrane
Molecular function (GO): protein heterodimerization activity; protein homodimerization activity; cell adhesion molecule binding
Source: RefSeq, a predicted model, not a curated record